AUGGCUGGCGCAGCAACACCGAGUCAACACAACCAACGCCAUACGAGGAGUAUGCGGGCUAUGCAACAGACAUCGCCGCCAUCACCGCAUAGAAAAAAUUCGCAGGACUCCGUGGAGCCCCAAUCAGUCUUGUCUGAGCGCCACGGAACGCCGGGUGAGGCUGGCGAAUAUUCCGUUCAACCGGCUUGUUUGCAGCAGCCGCAGCAGUGGUCGCCUCCGUCCAGUUACGGGUCUCCGAAAUAUGGAGAGCAAUCCCCGUACGGAAAGAUGCCGUUAAAGGGCCCCCAGGUUGGGUAUGCGCAGCAGUAUUAUGCAGAGCAACAGCAGCCAUGGGGUAUCGGGAUGCCACCCGUGUCACCCGUUAGUCAGGCGUCUCCUCCAAGUACACACGAACUAGCGCAACACCCAUCACAGAUGGAAGAAAGUGGAUACUUUGUACCUCGUAAGUACAAAUAA
Penicillium argentinense is the source of this 456-nucleotide messenger RNA. RefSeq lists its product as uncharacterized. NCBI's taxonomy places the organism in Eukaryota, Fungi, Ascomycota, Eurotiomycetes, Eurotiales, Aspergillaceae. Bases 1 to 456 code for a protein of 151 amino acids. The record is from RefSeq and is a predicted model, not a curated record. The transcript has a single exon.